AUGGCAAUCUAUUCAUCAGUCCCGCCACCCGCACAACAGGCGUCCGGUCUAGCAGGUCCAGAUAUCGAAGCCUGGACGGUCUCUGCUUUAGAAUCACUCAAUGUUUCUCCCACUGCUCGCGGUACUGGAGUUACACUCUCUAUUCCCCUCGAACAGGACGAGCUUCCCAAAGACGCGACACCCUCAAGGCCUAUUGCCUACAAACCUCGCAAAGAACUUUUGAAACGCGAUAGCCAAAAACACAGAGAGACAUUGCUGAGGGGAAAGGAGGGCAGUCGUAGACGCCAAAGAUGGGAGAACGAUCAUCUUCUCCAUGUUCCAAAUGCCCAACCACCACUUCCAAGUGACUGGGAAGUUCGCCCGACCUACCCCGUUCAUCACGUACCAUAUUACUUGGCUCCUUUGUGGGAUGCGGGUGUUCGUCACCGAGCUGAGGAAAUUGCUGCUGAAAAGAAAUUGGAUAAAGCAAGAAAAUCUGGCAGCUGUGAGGAGAGAGGUCGUGUCCCGCAAGAUUUAAGGCAGAAGCUCAAGAAAAGCAAGGGAGCUAAGAGCCUUUUGCAAGACUUGGAGGAGGAGGUGAGAAAAUUCGUGCAAGAGUAUGAAGGAAAGCAGAAAAUCCUAGGACAGAUGAAGGAAGAUGAAAUGGAUAGUGAGGAUGAAGAGAUUGUGUUCAUUGGAAGAAAUGGCACAAUGAGUGAUGAACAACGGAAUCUAGUGGAAGAAGAGUUACAAAGAGAAAAACUAGUCUUCGAUUCUUUAGCUGACGAUACAGGGGCAAGCUUCGGACGCUGGCUUGUCCAUUCGAUUGCAUCUUACUACGGUCUCACUUCUCGAUCUAUCACAGUUGGCGAUCCCGCUCGUCGCGAGGCCUAUGUCGGUAUAAAGGAAAUGGGCACAGGUGGACAGAUUUCUCGUCUUCAAUCAGACCUCCCCCGUCCCUUGUGGGGAAUGAUCUGAUUGUGGAGGUUUGAUAUUCUACCUUGGCAGAUCUAUGCCAUUACUCUUUUCUGCUCCGGUUAUCAGUGCCACACUGUGAGCUCAUUUCUCCUCUUUUUACAUUAUCCGGUUUUGCAUAGCUAUGAGAUCAGUAGAUGAUAGAUCUAAUCAUUAUAUUUAAUUCGUUGAAGCUAUUUGAUAUUCCGAUUUAUUACUCCAUAGAUUUAUCACGUUCAAACAGUAUUAUCAUUCAUUGACCUUGACAAUAAAUGCUUCACUCAGAAUGAGUUCCGACAAGUGUGUUGAUGGACCAGUG
This is a messenger RNA of Botrytis deweyae, 1252 nucleotides long. RefSeq lists its product as uncharacterized. The transcript has 3 exons. The coding region runs from base 1 to 957 and encodes 318 amino acids. Gene Ontology annotation, molecular function: nucleic acid binding. The record is from RefSeq and is a predicted model, not a curated record. Lineage: Eukaryota; Fungi; Ascomycota; Leotiomycetes; Helotiales; Sclerotiniaceae.